Cherax quadricarinatus is the source of this 3020-nucleotide messenger RNA. RefSeq lists its product as uncharacterized. The record is from RefSeq and is a predicted model, not a curated record. Gene Ontology annotation, biological process: proteolysis. Gene Ontology annotation, molecular function: serine-type peptidase activity. Lineage: Eukaryota; Metazoa; Arthropoda; Malacostraca; Decapoda; Parastacidae.
CCAGCUAGUGUCUUGUGGCCAACAACAGCUAGGUAGAACUGCCGGCCCUGGUCAGCCCUACAGACUUCUCAUCCACCAGUGUUUACCAAGCAUUUGUGUGGUGGUUACUGCGCUCUGUUUCCUUGGCAAAUACGUUAUUUCCCGGGCAUCUAGGAUACCAUGGUACAUGGAAAAUAAGAAUUUUAAGACGCAGCGCUUCUUCGUUCUACGAAUAUUGAAGAUUCAUUUAGUUUUUUAAUUUACUUGUGACCAUGGGUACCAGAGAGGCAGCUUACGGCAGCUGGGCAUCACCGGUGACCGCUGAGGUGGCCACGAUGGCCAGUAAUGAGGUGGUGGAGGCGCCUCAGGUUGACCCUGUGACAGGAUGUGUGUUCUGGUGCGAGAGGCUGUGCAAGGAGGCUGGCAACACUGCAGUCUUCCACUUCAACCCAGACACCGGAGAAAUCGUGCGGUGGACUAAUCAAGGGUUCGACGUGAGGACCAAGGUUCAUGAAUACGGUGGAGGAGCCUUUACGGUGUACGACAACACUAUAUACUUCGCCCACAGCGGCGACGGUGCCAUCUACCGGCAGGAUGGUCCACAGGUGGCACCAACCCGCCUCACACGCUCUCACAACAGAAGAUACACAGAUGGCUCUUAUUGCCCUUUGAUGGAUGCCAUUGUGUAUGUAGUGGAGGACCACGAAGUGGUGAAGCAGGGCAAGGCUGUGGAGCCGAGUAACACAUUGGUGCUGCUGGAUGCCAAGACUGGUGAGGAGACACUGCUGGCCAGUGAUGCUGACUUCUUUGCCGCACCCUCAGUCUCCCCUGAUGGCACUCUCCUCGCCUGGAUACAGUGGCACCACCCGCAGAUGCCAUGGUGGAACACCCAGCUGUGUGUGGCCAAAAUCAACGACCAGAAACAAGUCAACAUCAUCAUUACCCGUCAAAACAGGAGCAAUAUGAUGCCCUCGUUUGACCGGGGCAACAGCCUGUACUACGUGCAUGACCAGACAGGCUGGUGGAACUUGUACAAGAUCACUGAUCUCAAGGUGGAAGUGAACCUGACACCAGAGUCCAAGGAGGUGGGCUGGCCCAUGUGGCAAUUCGGUUGGAGAGCCUACGCUGUUAAUCCCAAGACUGAUAAUGAAGUGGUGGCCGUUGCUUCCCAUGAGUUGAUGGUGGUGGAGAUAGAGAGCCACACGAGGAGGAGUCUACCUACUGGAUACGCCGUCCACCUUCAUGGAGUUGUUUACUCCAAGGAUGGCACUCAGGUGUAUGUGGUGGCAGGUGAUGGAGGGCGGGCAGCGAGGCUCAUCCAGGUGACGGUGGCCACAGGAGAGGUGAAGGGGGUGAGUGAGGUGGGUGAGGCAGUCAUCCAUCCUGGCUACAUCAGUCAUCCCUCACACAUCCGUUUUCCCACUACUCACGAUGACUUUGCUUAUGGAUAUCUCUACCUGCCUAAAAAUAAGGACUUCCGCGCUCCGGAGGGCACCAAGCCGCCGCUGCUGGUGCGAGUUCACGGGGGUCCCACAGGGGAGACCUUCCCUAUACUUCAUCUCACCUACCAGUUCUUCACUUCAAGGGGCUUCGCUCUCCUUGACCUCAACUACCGGGGCAGCACCGGCUAUGGCACACAAUACCGCAACAAACUCAAUGGAAAGUGGGGUAUACUGGAUGUGGACGACGCUGUGGCAGGCGCCAACUACUUGGUGAAGGAGAAUAUAGUCGACGCCAGCAAGGUGUGUGUUGACGGUGGCUCUGCUGGUGGAUUCACCACACUGUUGGUGCUCAUGAGUGAAAAUGCGCUUUUUGCAGCGGGAGCCAGUUUUUACGGGGUGUCCGACUUGGAGCUGCUGGUGAACGACACACACAAGUUUGAGAGCAGGUACAUGGAGACGCUGGUCGGCAGCAUCCACACGCAGAAGCAUCUGUAUGAUGCUCGUUCGCCCAUUAAAAACGCCAAGAAACUCGGGAAGCCAACCAUCUUCUUUCAGGGAAGCGAAGAUAAGAUUGUGAUUCCCAGUCACUCCAAGGACAUGUAUGAUAUUGUGAAGAACAAGUGUCUUCCUUCUGCAUAUAUCCUGUUUGAAGGUGAGGCUCACGGGUUUAUCAAACCAGAGAACAUCAAGUCUUCACUGGUGGAUAUUUUGUAUUUCUUCCUCAAGUGUAGACUUCACAUUAGCUGACGUCACUUCAGAUUUGGUUAUUGACAACCUGGAGUCAUGGAAGGAGAAACACCACUGAAGUGAGCAGUUAUUCUUUUCCUAUAUAAAAGUUCUAUACCCGAUAGGGAAUAAAGUAUGAUCCAAUUCCUCGUAUAAAGAAUCCUUCAUCAGUCACGGCUUCCCCUCCUUGACAGGUAUACACACUAUUUUAAUAACAAUGUUCUAAACUCGUACAAGUCAUGGAGUGCUGCUGAGAGAGGUAAUGAGUCGACAAGUGAAGGCAGUGUGUCAUGGUAGUUACAGUAACAUACUAAUUAACCGAGUUACAUUAUUAUAAUCAAGGGGGAAGCGCUAAACACGGAGGAUUAUACAGCGCCUGGAUGGGGGAUGUGGAAGGCAUUCAGGUUUAAUUCGGGGAACUGGAGCACAGAUCCAAUUCCCUAAAUCAAGAGCCCCUCGCCAAUAUCAAGGAACCUUCCUUGAGGGGAACCGAGUUACAGGAAGUGUUUAAAGCGAGACUUAAGUGGAGCUUGGGUUAGUAUAUCAGGCAAUGAUUAUAUAAUUAUCAUUAAGUUGGUGGGGGAAGCCCUAAAUCUGUAGGGGUCCUACAGCAGGUGCUGUAGGACCCCUACUGUCAGUGUCUACACAAUCCCAUGUGAUCAUUGUAAAGAAAUGUACAAUAAAAUUGAAUGAAUAAAAAGGACAUGUGUACUUCAGGAGGAUACUGAUGGACACGUUGCUAAAACACUAAUUCUCAACCACCAUUGUUCACAAGCCUCAGUUAUAGCAACCAAGAUUGUCACAAAUCAAAUAACCAAAGUUCUUCCCACCACAAUGGUGGGAUGUCUGCUGCAGUAAACUUUAUCAAGAGUC